UCCGUUUUACUUUAUGUGGUGUGAGUGUAGUAACUAGUAACUCGUGCUGUUUACGGUAGUGUCUACAAUCUUUAGUCUACACGUGAUUUAGGUUAAGUUAGAAAAGAGAAUUAGCUCUAUACUAAUUUUUAGUUGGGUUAAGAUCGUCAGUGUCAAUAAUAUAGAUUUAAAAUCAUGAAGAAAGGACGCUCUUUGAAAAGAAAAUUCGAAUCUAUACCUGAACAAAAAGAAAAGGAAGAUUUACCUCCUCCGCCAUCUCGCUCAUCAGAUGAACCAAUUCCGAAAAAGACAAAGUGGACAAACAGAACAAGAGUAUUGGUGUUUGCCACCAGGGGUAUUACACAUCGAGAUCGUCAUCUUAUGCGAGACCUGAGAACUAUGUUGCCACAUUCAAGGGAUGAAAAUAAAAUGGAGCGUGGAGAAAAUUUCUUGGCAGUCAAUGAAAUAUGUUCAAUGAAAAAUUGUGACAAGUGUAUCCUACUAGAAAGUCGCCACAGGUCAGAUCUGUACAUGUGGAUAUCUAACAUACCUUCAGGACCUUCGGCGAGAUUCUUGGUGGAAAGUAUUUACACAAUGGGAGAGCUGAAACUUACAGGCAACUGUCUCAAGGGAUCAAGACCUCUUCUGUCAUUUGAUGAAAAUUUUGAUUCCAACCCUCACUAUGCACUACUCAAGGAACUCUUCACCCAGAUAUUUGGGACUCCUGCUCACCACCCAAAGAGCCAACCGUUUUUUGAUCGAGUGGUGACAUUCUCUGUUCUAGACAACAGGAUAUGGUUCAGAAACUACCAGAUACUUACUGAGGAUGGAGCAUUGGCUGAAAUUGGACCAAGAUUUGUGUUGAAUCCAAUAAAAAUAUUUGAGAACAGUUUUGGAGGAAGAACUGUCUGGGAAAAUCCAAGAUAUGUAACACCUGCAAAAUACCGUCAGCAGCUGAAACUAGCUGCAAGUAAUAAGUACGUGGACAGGAAACAACAGAAAGCUGCUUUUAUUGCAUCAAGGCCCAAGGAGUCAUAUGUGUCCAAACCAAAUGACGACAUAUUCGAAGGUAACCCUCUGGAAAAGGCAAAAGAGAUCAGUGAAAAAGUAAAGAUAUUAAAAGAGCUAAACCAACAGACACUUCCGAAGACCAAGCCUUUCAAAAAGAACACUAAGAAAAGUAUUGGAGUGAAGGUGAAGUCAGGCAUUGAACCCACGAAGAAUAUCCUUACAAAGAAACAGAAAAACAAAAAAUUGAAAAUGUCAAAAAUACAAAAUAAAUUUUCUGUCUCGUAAA
Homalodisca vitripennis (glassy-winged sharpshooter) is the source of this 1276-nucleotide messenger RNA. RefSeq names its product ribosome biogenesis protein BRX1 homolog. The record is from RefSeq and is a predicted model, not a curated record. Gene Ontology annotation, molecular function: rRNA binding. Gene Ontology annotation, cellular component: nucleolus. Lineage: Eukaryota; Metazoa; Arthropoda; Insecta; Hemiptera; Cicadellidae. Gene Ontology annotation, biological process: ribosomal large subunit assembly; rRNA processing. The transcript has 7 exons. Bases 175 to 1275 code for a protein of 366 amino acids.